AUGAAAACCCUAAAUCAACCCCAAUCUCUCUCCUCCAAUUCCGUAAAUCACACUCCUUCUUGCUGCAGAUUCCCAAAUCAACCCUCACCUGUCUCAUCCACACCAUUGUCGCUUACGUGUUCUUCUUCUACCCCUUCCCAAUGCAUUGAUAAAGCUUCCUCCUCCAAUUUUUCAAAUUUAGCCAAUCAGACUCAACACUUGCAUCGUUCCACCGAAUCAUGGGUGAAAGUAUACAUUUCCAUCGCCAAUUUCUUCAGAUUUCUGAGAAAAGAGUUCGAUGACAUAAUUCCUCCAUCAAUCCAAGGUUUUUUCUGGUCAAAGAUCGUUUCUUUAUUGCUGAAAAAAGAGGAUAAAGCAGCAUUGAGAAUUGAACAGUAUUGGGAUGCCAGCUUGGUGGCCAAUGAGUUUUAUGUGGCUGCGCAGAGUCAUCUACCAACUCUUGUCGCAAACAACUCUAGCUGUCUGAGAGUUGCAAGGUUUGACAAGAAGUCCCUGUUGCAGGCGGUGGAGGAAGGUCAAGAAGCGAUGGAUCAGUUUGAAGGGAUAAAUAUCGGAUGGAAACUAGAGGCUGAGGCAUCCGACAAAGCAUUUAGCAAUGUGAAAAAAGCAAUAAUUUUGAGCUUUAAUCACAACUGCAGGGAGAAAGUUAUCCACCAAUAUCUCCCACAUCUGGUUAAGUUGCAUGAAUGUAAAGUGUCUCAGGUAAAGGUUCCUAAAAUAUUUUCUUACGAGGGUUAUUGGGUUGGAAAUGAAUUGUCCCACCCUGCAAGCAUGGAAACGCUUGCCAUUGAUCCUUGUCUUAAAGAUGCCAUAAUCGAAGACUUGGAUAGAUUUCUCAGGAAGAGGGGCUACCUGUUGUAUGGUUCUCCUGGAACAGGCAAAUCAAGUCUCAUCGCAGCAAUGUCAAAUUAUCUAAAAUUUGACAUCUUUGAUCUUCAAUUGUCUAGUGUGACUUCUGAUGCUAAUUUGAAGAAGAUGGUGUUGAGCACCCCCAGACGAUCUAUGAUCAUUAUUGAAGAUAUUGAUUGCAAUAAGGAGGUGCACACACACUCUGCUGGGAAAAUGAGUGAAGAAGCUGACAAGCACAAGUUCACCCUAUCAGCCAUGCUCAGUUUUAUGGAUGGCCUCUGGUCAGGAGCUGGGGAAGAGAAGAUCAUCAUUUUCACCACCAAUCACAAGGAGGUGUUGGAUCCGACCCUUCUCAGGCCUGGGAGGAUUGAUUACCAAAUCAACAUGUCAUACCUUAAAUCUAAGGCCUUUGAGAUUUUGGCUAAGAACUAUCUCGGAGGUGAGCAUCAGGAUCAUCCGGCUUUUAAAGAAAUUCAGCACCUUCUUGAAGUGUUAGACAUCACGCCUGCCGAAGUUGCUGAAUAUUUUCUUCGCUUUGAGGGUGCAGAAUCAGCUCUAGGAGGCCUUUUAAACUACCUGAAGAAACAGCAAAGGAGAAAGGAAGACACUUCUCCAUAG
Molecule: messenger RNA, 1467 nt
Organism: Lotus japonicus
Lineage: Eukaryota; Viridiplantae; Streptophyta; Magnoliopsida; Fabales; Fabaceae
Product: AAA-ATPase At2g18193-like
Exons: 1
Coding region: 1-1467 (488 amino acids)
Molecular function (GO): ATP hydrolysis activity; ATP binding
Source: RefSeq, a predicted model, not a curated record